GUGCGGGCUCCUCGGCCGGCUCCCACUGAGGCCCCGCCCCGUUUCCUAACCAUGGUGCAAGCUCCGCCCACAGGCCGCAGCCCCGGUUGCCAGGCAACGGAGAGCUCCGCCCGGCCUCGCGCGGUCUGGCCGGUUCUCCGGGCGUCCCAGGGCUGCUGGCCGGAACGUGGCUCCGCGCGCCUUCGCCGCUUGGGGGUCCUAGAGCCCGCGGGACAGAGUCUCCAGGAGACUCCUGCACGUCGCUGCUGCGCAGAGCCCCGGGCCCUUUAAGGAAAGUAGGCCCGACCCGCGGGUGCGGCCGGGCGCGCGUGUGAGGCGUCCUCCGCGACAGUGUCCCUCCGCGGCGGCUGUGAGGCGGUCAGAAGUUUCCAAGAGUCACUUGGGUCUCGUCUGGGGGAAGACCCGGGGAGCCGAGAAGGCCUUGGCAUUGAAUUCUGAGAACCAGUUCCCGCCUUGUGUUCCCCACACUGUCCCCGGGAGGAAUCGGAGAAGAGCAGAGCGGAGGGAGCCCCCGACACGGUCCACAGGGAGAUCUGUGGGGCGUGGUGAGUGUUUGGUGUCCUCCCAGGUUGGUCCACGCCCCCAGCCAGCUGACCCAGGACCCCUCUGCAGAAGCGUUCCGGGACAGCAGGCGUCAGUCACCAAGAUGUCCAACCCUUUCCUGAAGCAAGUCUUCAACAAGGACAAGACAUUCCGCCCCAAGCGCAAAUUCGAGCCGGGCACACAGCGCUUCGAGCUGCACAAGAAGGCACAGGCGUCACUCAACGCCGGGCUGGACCUGCGGCUGGCCGUGCAGCUGCCCCCAGGCGAGGACCUCCACGACUGGGUGGCCGUGCACGUGGUGGACUUCUUCAACCGCGUCAACCUCAUCUACGGCACCAUCAGCGACGGCUGCACGGAGCAGUCCUGCCCCGUCAUGUCGGGGGGCCCCAAGUACGAGUAUCGCUGGCAGGACGAGCACAAGUUCCGGAAGCCCACGGCGCUCUCCGCGCCCCGGUACAUGGACCUGCUGAUGGACUGGAUCGAGGCACAGAUCAACAACGAGGACCUCUUCCCCACCAACGUCGGCACACCCUUCCCCAAGAACUUCCUGCAGACGGUGCGGAAGAUCCUGUCGCGGCUGUUCCGCGUGUUUGUGCACGUCUACAUCCACCACUUCGACCGCAUUGCGCAGAUGGGCUCCGAGGCCCACGUGAAUACCUGCUACAAGCACUUCUACUACUUCGUCAAGGAGUUCGGCCUCAUCGACACCAAGGAGCUGGAGCCACUGAAAGAAAUGACCGCCCGGAUGUGCCACUAAGAGCCCCACAGGCCCCUUGGCGCCCGAACCACCGCAGGGGCCUCGGAGACGUGGAGGACGACGCUCCUGAACCACCGUCACCUUGCUCUCCGGCCUGAGCAUCUCGGGAGCCCAGGGCUGGGCCGCUGAGCGGGUGUGGGUCAUCAGGAGCCCCAGCCCCAGAUGGCAGACGGCUUCCUCACCAUCUCGAGCCUCAGUCUCCCAUGUGGGACUGAACUUGAACUCUGUAAUUCUGUGUGUUACUAGCAACCGGAAAAGCCCACUGUGUUUUUAAACCACUUCCACUUCCCUGGAGGCGGGCCGGCUUCCAGGCUCUCUCCCCACCCUGGGUGGCUCCCACCUCCCAGAAUUUCCGCCCCCAACCCUAGUCCCCACCCAAUGCUGCCUCCACUUCGCUGGGGAGCGCCUGCCCGGGGCUGCUGCAGCCACAGCCCUGCCUGGGCUGCCUCUCCAGGGCACCCAGCUUGCUGGGCUCCUAACCAAGAGGCUGAGGGGCGUCCUGCUGGCUGAGGGCAGAAAUCUCCUCCCCCAGGCCUUUACCCCCCUGCCGGCAGCCGCUGGUGUCCACUUCACACAGCAGGACGACCUGGACCCAGCAUCGUCUCCUCCCUCCCCAGUCUCUUCCCUUCUUUUUUUUACAGAUUUUUUUUUUUUUUUUUUUUUU
Messenger RNA from Sapajus apella (tufted capuchin), 1964 nucleotides. RefSeq names its product MOB kinase activator 3A (gene MOB3A). Lineage: Eukaryota; Metazoa; Chordata; Mammalia; Primates; Cebidae. The record is from RefSeq and is a predicted model, not a curated record. Gene Ontology annotation, molecular function: protein kinase activator activity. Gene Ontology annotation, biological process: positive regulation of protein phosphorylation; signal transduction. Gene Ontology annotation, cellular component: nucleus; cytoplasm. Bases 647 to 1300 code for a protein of 217 amino acids. The transcript has 5 exons.